Messenger RNA from Malus domestica (apple), 1282 nucleotides. The record is from RefSeq and is a predicted model, not a curated record. NCBI's taxonomy places the organism in Eukaryota, Viridiplantae, Streptophyta, Magnoliopsida, Rosales, Rosaceae.
AUGUAUUAUACGAUUUGAUGCGGGCGUUGUACGAUUUGAUGGCAGGGUCCACCAAAGCAUGAUCCCCCGUUCAGAUUGGAAAUUCGAAAGCUUGAGGACGAUGAAUGAUAAUGAUUAAUACCAGACGUGCUCAAUAUUGGACCAGCAAUCGACAAACUCAAACAGUAGCAUCUGCACGGCAGUCAGCACCCUCAUCACACAAUAUUUUACUCUGCGUGUACACGCGGAGUAGAAGUAUCUGACACUCCUAAACACCGUGAGUCUGUGCUUUUGUCUCUACCUUGCUUUUCAGCUGGGUCAGCCUUGGAGCUCUGUCCGCCAUGGCAGAAGUGAGAGAAGGCCGCUGGAUCUUUACUUCAUCAGUGUCGGAGGAGGAUUCCGGCCUCCCACCCGACAGACCCAUCUUCUCAAGCAGAUGGAGAAGGUGGCAAAGAAGUACAAGGCAGAGUUUGUGGUGGACGUUAGCGAUCUUGGGGAAGAUGAUCCGCUCAUGCAGAAUGGCACCCUCCAUUUCUCGACACUGAAAGUUCCCUGGUACACAACCAGAGUUUCGGAAGGAAAAGGAGGAGGUUACUUCCAGAAGAAGAUUAAGUUACCUUACGAGAAAACCUUGGAUGUCAUUGUGGUGGAUACUGGAUUAUUUCAGAAUUUGACCACGGGAUCAUUAAGCGAAGUUGGAAACGAUCAGUUACGUUGGCUGAGAAGGACACUAGAGUCAACCAGUAGUAACUGGCGCGUAGUCGUUGGAUUCCAUCCACUGGCUAUUUGUGAAGAUGGUGAGGAGAGAAUGGAAGAAACGCAAGUUUUCGAGUCUCUACGAAGUACUAUGACGAAAUUUGAAGUGAACGCAUACUUAAGCGGGCAGGGUUGCGCUAACAGCCCCCGAUCAAGUAGUCUGAGCUACAUCAGGAACCCGGGCAAGAUGGCAGCAGGUGCUCAUCUUGCUUCCGUACAUGAAACAUCAGCAUCUAGAAGGAAACCUACUUCGUUACAUCAGCUGGAGAAGUUGUGCAUAGAUCUGUACUCCAUCAGAGAGGAAAGGAGAUCAUGUAAAUUGGAUUGCAUCACUCACUGUUGCUCCACUUCUUUUCAAUCCUUCGUGUAAAACCAAAGGGCAAAAUUUUGAGUCCCACCCACACCCAAGAGAAAGGGAAGUUUUUUCAAUGUGCUUUGAACUUAGUAUCCAACUAGAAAUUUAUACCCGUGCGUUGCUGCGGGAUUGAAAAUUGUAUGAAAACUUAUGAAACUUCAUUCUUUCAAUAACCAAUGUUUGAGUCAUAAA